Messenger RNA from Exophiala xenobiotica, 1260 nucleotides. RefSeq lists its product as uncharacterized. Lineage: Eukaryota; Fungi; Ascomycota; Eurotiomycetes; Chaetothyriales; Herpotrichiellaceae. Gene Ontology annotation, molecular function: monooxygenase activity. The transcript has 2 exons. Bases 1 to 1260 code for a protein of 419 amino acids. The record is from RefSeq and is a predicted model, not a curated record.
AUGUGGUGGAGGCUGCAAAAGGGUCUACUCACGUUCCGGUCGAUGACUGAAGUCAAAGUCCUCAUCGCUGGCGCAAGCAUCGCCGGCCUCGCUUCGGCCAUUGCUCUCGGUCAACUCGACAAGCCGAACCUCAAAUUCAACAUCCAAUUGUACGACAAGGCGACCGGGCUACGAGAAAUUGGCGCCAGUAUAGCCUUGAGUCCAAAUGGCCUGCGCACCCUGGAAAGGCUGGGCGUACACAGUGCUCUCGACCACGACGUUGCAUUCCGCGGGCCCAGUGCGCUGCACAUGAUCUAUCGGCACUGGAAGACCAACGACAUCGUGAGCGUGGACCAGUUCGUCAAUGUGCCUGACACGAAACACCAAACAGCGCGCUUCCACCGGGCGCACUUGCAUCAAGCGCUCCUCGCCCACGUGCCGAGUGAGAACAUCCAUCUUCACAAGGCUGUCAAGCACGGAGAAACGUUCAAACCGGAGCAUACACUGCACUACACGGGCCGGACAUGGAUCCGGUCAACCUUCGAUGCGUCGCUGGUCGAAAACAUGCCGGAUUUCCCUGCGGAUUCGACGCACUGGAGGGGUCCGAGGUACACGUUCUUUGCGUCGCGGCUCGGACGAAACAUGUACUCGACGGUCGGCAACUAUGACCCCAAGGACUUUCCUGCAGAGGGGGAGAACUUCCACUGGGACCAGGAAGGAGACGUGUCAUUCUUCAGAGAGCUGUACAAGGAUUGGAAUCCCGUGGUCAAAGCCCUUGCGGACGCAACGCCCCAUGUCCGCAUGUAUUCCAACUUCGCAGGCGAGCCGCUGGAUUCGUGGGUAUUCGGUUCUCGUGUGACUUCGGUCGGUGACGCGGCGCAUACGCAUGGCGGAGCGCAUGCUGCGGGUGGCUCGCUUGCUCUGGAUGACUCUUGGGCCUUGUAUCUCUUGGUCAAGCAUGUCCUGGCCAGUCUUGGACCUGGUCAAAUGCCGUCCGUGGCGGAUAUUCAGCUCGCGCUGACACUAUAUGAGAAGACCAGGCGGCCUCAUACGGAGCAGCUGGUCAGGAGUGUGCUUGCUGGGGUGGGAGCUGCAGCCCCAACAACGGAUGCAGAGUUGAGGGAGAGAAUGGAAAACAGACCGAGCAUGACUUGGCUCACGGAACACGAUGUUGAAGCUACACUUGCAAAAGUGCUGCAUGAUCAAGACCUCAUACCCUGCGACCGAGAGCACCAUAGCGUUCCUAGCCCGAGUCCACUCCCGCGAGAGCUUCGACUAUGA